UUGUCAUCAUCCGUGCAUAGUUACCAUGCACAUCAACCUCUAACUGUUUUCAUCCAUGUUAACCCGGUCAACAUUUAUCCAUGGUUGGGAUAAUUAUACCAUCAUAAGCCCCCCACUCCCUAAGCCAAAUAGCAUAUUGGCUAUAGGGAGUAUAGAGACACAGUUGCCGUGGCUAUAGGAAGACAUGGUCACCAUGUCAAUUUUGGUUUUUUUUUUUUUACUCAUUCAAUCAUUUAGAUUUUUAUUUUUUAUUUUUAACCAGAAUUUGUAUUUCAUAUUCCCAAUUUUACUUCUUCCCUGGCAGCUUCGUUGAUAAGGGUCAACCACCGCCAUAGCUGUUCUGUCCAGACCGCAGCUCGCCGGCAACCAAGCCUCCGUCGUCCACUGUCCGCCGGCGUCCCUUCGCGCAACCAGCAAGCCUACUUAGAAUUCCUUUCUGCCCUUGCUUCUCAUCAGCUUCCACCGACCGUCGCGAGCCAGAGGAAUCACCGAACUGCCACCGGCCAUUGAACCUUCGUGGCCGAAUCCAGCACCGUUUGUGAGUUGUUCUUUACUUCAGGUCACAACCCUUCUUCUUCGUUUCUUUUUCUCAGUUGCCGCCCCUGUGCAGCCGGAAGGCCCUCUUGGGUGAUGUGUUCUGUCGCCGUCGGCCUUCCGUUGAGCACCAGAACAUUCCGGCGACACCGAGGACUGUUCGUCGUCGCCGUCCAGCACCUGCGCCGUCACCAUCUUGCUCUGGUUGUCCAUCCCGAUUCAGCCGUCGUCGUUAUCUUGCUCUAGAUUUUGCACCGCACAAUACGUAGAUAUGACAUCGCGGCUGGAGAUGUUCCAAAGCUUUGACCAGGAUGGGCCUCCCGGUACUGAUCAGGGGCGCUCUGACAAGAAACCAAGGGUUCCCUCCGUCACAAAAGGCAAGGAUGCCAUUGUAACUGUGCCUUCAUCCAUUGCAAAACGCAGGGCCGCUAGCCCCGCAGCCCGCGUCACCCGUAGCAUGAGUGAUAUUCCCACGGCGGGGAUGACUACUUGGUUACAAGGUAACCUUGAGUUACCUCCGCUCUUAUCACAGGUGAUCACGGCGACUGAGAAGGAGAAAAUUUCAACACUUGACCAUGCUGCUUUAGAGAAGAAUAGCCACCAUGGCCUGGCCGAGCUACUGUUGUCCAUCUCCGAGGUGAGCCGAAGGAAAGAUGAGCGCGAGAAAGAUUUGUCGCUACAACUCACCGAAUUAGCGAAGGAGGUGGCAUCGCUCAAGCUCGUGCGUGACUCACAUGCAGCCGAGGUCACUGCGCUUAAAGAAAUGCACGCCGUGGAGUUGGCCAAUGCAAGGGGGCGGGCCGUGGAUGCAUACAAAAAUUCUCCAGAGUUCGUGUCUGAUCAGGAAGCAUACAUUAAUGCCCACUUGAACGAUAUUAACAAGCAUUGGUUGUCUACUCCGGAAGGUCGUGAGAAACUGGCCUCAGAGAGCUACAUCUCCUACCAUAUCGGGAUAUAUGCCACUCAACAGAAAAUAUAUCCUAUCUUGAGGGAUAAGGCUGGUACCUCUUGCAUCACUGAUUGGGGACUUCCUCCUGAGGUUCCCAACCCUGAGAUCCCGGUAGCCAACACGCCCCUGGACUACAUUCCUUUUGACAGACUCCCCACUGAUGAGGAGCUUGGCGAUCUUCAAUUCCUUCCGAGACAGAUCACCCAGCUUCGACUGCUUCUGUGCCUUAGAGCAUGCAUGGGAGUGACGGAUGGACGUAGUGUAGACUUUAAUUCUGUCAUGUCUUCAAUUACGAGUACCCGAAUUGCUAAACAUGUUUUGAAUUUCAUAAAAUAAUAAUGAUGCAUGUCUUAUUUUCCUUUCGUUAUUGUUUAGUAUUAUCGCAUAAUUAAUUAUUUGACCAACAUUUAGGUUUUAUGAGACCACGCUGUG
Molecule: messenger RNA, 1915 nt
Organism: Cuscuta epithymum
Lineage: Eukaryota; Viridiplantae; Streptophyta; Magnoliopsida; Solanales; Convolvulaceae
Source: the annotation of a GenBank genome assembly